CCACACUUUGACACUACACCCGUUAAUAGACAAACCCGCCUUCUUUUUCAAUCUUCAUUCACUCUAUCCCACCUGUGAUCUCUCUAUUUUCUCUUGUUUUUGAUCCCAAAUCACUAGAUUAUUCCGUUUCUCUUAAACCCUGAUCACAAUUCUUUCCGAUCUAUAUCUUCAUCUUUCUCUACCAGAUUGGCAGAUCCAAGGUUUUGAUUUGGAUCGUUGUUGUUGAGACGUCGAUAAAGUGUUUUUCAGGAGGGUAUUGUUAGUUAAAGAAUAAGGAGAUUAAGGUUUGACUUGAUAGAUCACAAAUAUGGCAGCUCCUGUGCCUCCAGGGGCACCAAGGCAACGUCCACCACCACAAUCAAAUUAUAACCCUAAUUUCCAGCAAAAUCCUAAUGCAUUAUUUGAUAAUUUCCAGAAUUUGAAUAUAAACCGUCCUGUUUCAAUGCCCAAUUCUACUCCGAGGCCAACCCCAUUUGCCCAAACACCACCUUUUCCUUCUACAACCCCUCAACCACCGAUGUCCCGCCCAGGCCCUCCACCACCUGGUGUGGUUCCAAGAUCUAUGGGAACCCAACAACCCACAUUGCCCCCAAAUGUGGCCCAACGGCCCCCUGCUCCGCCUGCUGGCCAAUCUUUUCCUUUUGGUGGCAGACCCCCUCCUGGGUCUUUUCCCUCAUCAAUGGGUAGUGGUGGCCCUGUAGGGGUUCCCCCUUCUGGGGUGCCUCUGGCUGGUGCCUUACCAUCUUCAGGUUCAUUGGCUGGUCCAUUUGCACCACCUCCAAGUGCUAGACCUUUUGCAUCUUCUUCGACCUUGAGUAGUGGUAUGAAUGUACCCCCUUCAAGUGCUCAAGAUGGUUUGACAAGUAAUGGGCCACUGUCAUAUGCUGCUUCGGGGGCUGCACCAGGAGGACCACGUUUUCCUCCACCUGGUAGUGCAAUGCAAACCCAAACACCUCCUGUUGGUCACCCGUCAAUGGUGGCAUCAGUUCGAUCUCCUCCUCAAUCUCCAAGUAUGCGGUUUCCUCUGGGCAGUGCAGGGAUUAGUUCCUCGAUGGUUCCUCCAAUGCAGCAGGCAAUGCCAUUCUCAGUUCCACCUCAAAGUGCGCCUCCAUUUUCAAGUGCACCACCAAUUUCAGCAGCACCUCCUCAAGGUGUACCACCACCUCAAGGUUCUCCUUUUGGGCCACAGACAUGGCAAAGUAGACAGGUUGGUCCAUCUCAUCCAAUUCCUGGUUCAGUGCAACCACCUAGAAUGUUUGGUAUGCCUCCACCACUACCAACUCAGUCGAUGACAACUAUACCUCCUGCUAUGGGUCAAACUGGAGCCCCUGUUGCAGCGUCUUCGAAGAUAGAUCCCCAACAAAUUCCGCGGCCCAUUCCAAGUUCUAUGGUGGUCAUGUAUGACACUCGUGAAGGAAAUCAAUCCAACACUCCUCCGCCCGCGACAAGUGAUUACAUUGUUAGAGACACUGGGAACUGUAGUCCACGCUACAUGAGGUGUACCAUCAGCCAGAUACCGUGCACUAAUGACCUCUUGGCAACAUCCGGCAUGCAAUUGGCUCUUUUGGUCCAACCUUUGGCCCUUCCUCAUCCAUCCGAGGAGGCGAUCCAAGUUGUGGAUUUUGGAGAAAGUGGUCCUGUCCGAUGUUCUCGUUGCAAGGCCUACAUAAAUCCUUUUAUGAGGUUCAUUGAUCAGGGAAGGCGGUUCAUCUGCAAUUUGUGUGGAUUUACGGAUGAAACUCCCCGUGAUUACCACUGCAAUCUAGGUCCUGAUGGUAGGCGUAGAGAUGCUGAUGAAAGACCUGAGCUUUGUAGGGGGACAGUUGAAUUUAUUGCUACAAAGGAGUACAUGGUGCGUGAUCCAAUGCCGGCUGUUUAUUUUUUCCUUAUUGACGUCUCGAUGAAUGCCAUACAAACUGGUGCAACUGCUGCAGCUUGUGGUGCUAUUAGUCAAGUUAUUGCCGAUCUUCCUGAAGGUCCUCGGACUAUGGUGGGAAUCGCAACAUUUGAUUGCACAAUCCAUUUUUACAAUUUGAAACGUGCACUACAGCAGCCAUUGAUGCUCAUUGUCCCUGAUAUAGAAGAUGUUUAUACUCCGCUGGAAUCUGAUGUCAUUGUUCCACUAUCUGAGUGCCGUCAACAUUUGGAGAUGUUGCUGGAAAGCAUUCCAUCCAUGUUUUUGAACAAUAGAACAGCUGAAUCAGCUUUCGGUGCAGCAGUCAAGGCUUCUUUCUUGGCUAUGAAGAGUACUGGGGGCAAACUUCUAGUUUUUCAAUCAGUCUUGCCUUCAGUUGGUAUUGGAGCCCUUUCUGCUAGAGAGGCUGAGGGAAGAAGUAAUAUCUCUGCUGGAGAAAAGGAAUCACACAAACUACUGCAACCAGCAGAUAAAACUUUGAAGGCAAUGGCAAUGGAGUUUGCCGAAUAUCAGGUCUGUGUAGAUGUGUUUCUCACUACUCAGACAUAUGUAGACAUUGCUUCCAUCUCUGUCAUCCCAAGGAUUACUGGAGGACAGGUUUACUAUUACUACCCAUUCUCGGCUCUUCCUGAUCCCGCAAAACUUUACAAUGAUCUUAGAUGGAAUAUCACGAGGCCCCAAGGCUUUGAGGCAGUUAUGCGUGUGAGAUGCAGCCAGGGUAUUCAAGUUCAAGAUUACUAUGGGAACUUUUGCAAACGCAUUCCGACAGACAUUGACCUACCUGCGAUUGACUGUAACAAAGCUAUCAUGGUAACCUUAAAGCAUGAUGAUAAAUUGCAGGAUGGCUCAGAAUGUGCUUUUCAGUGUGCCCUUCUUUACACCACUGUGUAUGGCCAAAGAAGAAUUCGAGUUACAACUUUAUCCUUGCCAUGCACCAGUAAUUUAAGUAAUCUGUACCGCUCGGCUGACUUGGAUACUCAAUUUACAUGUUUCAUGAAGCAAGCGGCAAAUGAAAUUCCUUCCACCCCACUAGUGAAUGUCCGGGAACAGAUGAUGAACCUUUGUGUCAAUGCUCUGGUUUCGUAUCGUAAGUUCUGUGCUACUGUAUCAUCAUCUGGACAACUUAUUCUACCAGAGGCUCUCAAGCUUUUGCCUUUAUACACCCUUGCAUUAAUUAAAAGUGCAGGACUGAGAAAUGAUGGGAGAAUAGAUGAUCGGUCAUUUUGGAUAACAUAUGUUUCCUCUGUUUCUAUUCCUUUGGCGGUUCCAUUUGUGUACCCAAGGAUGGUGGCUAUCCAUGACCUUGAUUCAAAGGUGGAAGGUGGAUCUCCUAUUCCUCCCUUUCUACCUCUUUCUAGCGAACAUGUUAGUGAUGAGGGAAUUUAUCUUCUUGAGAAUGGUGAGGAUGCUCUAAUAUAUAUUGGGAGCUCAGUGGAUUCAAAUAUCUUGCGCCAGCUGCUUGGCAUUAAUUCAGUUGAAGAAAUUCCAACUCAGUUUGUGCUUCAACAGUUCGAUAAUCCGUUAUCAAAGAAGCUAAAUGAAGUGAUAAAUGAGAUAAGGAGCCAAAGAUGCUCUUACCUACGCUUAAAGUUGUGCAAGAAAGGAGAUCAAUCAGGGAUGCUGUUCUUUUCGUAUUUGGUCGAAGACAAGAUUCCUACUGGCGGGCAAUCAUAUGUUGAAUUUCUAAUAAAUAUCCAUCGGCAAAUUCAAGUUAAAAUGUCUUAAUCAUUUUAUGCUUCUGCCGUUGGUUUACAAUUUUUUAUCACCAACACACGAGCCCAAAUGGAAAAAUCCGAAGAGAAGAUGAAAGUCUAGUUCUUGUUUUAUACAUGCACCGGGGAUCAGCACCAUCCGUUUUAUAUUCUGUGAAGGAAGUUGGCUAAGUUUUGCAAUUAGAGGUUUGAAAGUGUAGUUUACAUUUGUAGUUGUCAAAUGCUGGUAAUAAAAUAUAGAGCUUAAAUUUAUCUGUCUAUUUAGUUUGUGUUUUUUUUUCUCUUUCCAUCUCCCAUCAACCUCCCUUGUGUACUGUUAUAAUCUCAGAAAAGCAGGUGGGGAAGGGGACAAUGUGUAAUUGAUUGUUGUCUUCAAAUGGACAAGUUUUGUUUUGUUUUGUUGAUUUUAUAUUACAUUCAAUCAGAUGUACUAUAAAUGAUCUGCUAUUUUGAAUAUAUUAUUUGAUACAUGAUAAAUAGACAA
Messenger RNA from Pistacia vera, 4111 nucleotides. Its product is annotated as protein transport protein Sec24-like At4g32640. Bases 308 to 3640 code for a protein of 1110 amino acids. Gene Ontology annotation, cellular component: COPII vesicle coat; endoplasmic reticulum exit site. The transcript has 25 exons. Gene Ontology annotation, molecular function: zinc ion binding; SNARE binding. Gene Ontology annotation, biological process: endoplasmic reticulum to Golgi vesicle-mediated transport; intracellular protein transport; COPII-coated vesicle cargo loading. The record is from RefSeq and is a predicted model, not a curated record. NCBI's taxonomy places the organism in Eukaryota, Viridiplantae, Streptophyta, Magnoliopsida, Sapindales, Anacardiaceae.